AUGCCCUUGCUCCGGAAGACCUCGGUCGUCGCUCUGGCCCUGGGAGUGCUGACGGUCAUCUUCCUGGCCAGACAUCUGUCGGCGGGGCUUGGGAAGCCUCAAUACCUCUACGGCCAAGAUGGGCCACUGUACGACGCGCGAAUCUUCCGGCCCGGCGUGGCCAAACCGGCGGGCGAGAACUACACGCGGGUGCUGGUCAUGGGCCACCUUCGCAGCGAAGACGUGAGCUGGGUGUCGCGCGAGCUGCCGGGGCUGGCGACGCAGAUGUACACGGUGGACGCAGAUGCGGACGCGGACGCAGGCUCAGACUCGUCGUCAGGUUCGGGUUCGGGUUCGGGUUCAGGUUCAGGCUUACCGGCGAACAAAGGCCACGAGGCGAUGGUGUACCUGACGUACAUCAUCGACCACUACUCGGCGCUGCCGGACGUGGUUCUCUUCUUCCACCCGCACCGACAGACGUGGCACAACAACGUGCUGCUGAACGUGGACAGCGCGACGACGAUCAAGCUGCUCAGCGACGCGCACGUCGUGCGGCAGGGCUACUUCAACACGCGCUGCCACCUGGACCCGGGCUGUCCGGACUGGCUGCACGUCGACCGGCCGCGCUGGCGCCACGACCUGAAACACAAGCCGGAGGAGCCGGCGCUGACGACCGAGCUGUUCCACGCCCUGCACGGCGCCGACGUGCCCGUGCCGCGCGCCAUCUCGCAGCCCUGUUGCGCCCAGUUCGCCGUGUCGGGCGAGCGCAUCCGCCAGCGCCCGCGUGACUUCUACCUCCGCUACCGCGACUGGCUGCUCGCCACCGACCUGGACGACAAGACCUCGGGCCGCCUGAUGGAGUACUCGUGGCAGUACAUCUUCACCGGCAACUUCGAGUUCUGCCCCUCCCAGCACCGCUGCUACUGCGACGGCUACGGCGUCUGCUUCGCCGGCGAGCAUGGCCUGCAGACCUGGCUGGCCACCUUGAAGGAGAAGGAGAAGGUCGACCGCCGCCUGGUCGCCCUGUGGGAUCAGGGCAGCUCCCUCGGCGAGGAAUACAAGCGUCUCGCCAGGGACAGCAAGCACCUCGGUGAUUUGUUGGACUCGAUGCGCGAAUCCGCCCUCCGGAGGGGCUAUGAUCCCAAAACAAGAGCCGAGGAGUGUGGUCGUGAGUGGCGCGAAGGCGAUGGUUUUUAA
Messenger RNA from Capronia epimyces CBS 606.96, 1176 nucleotides. RefSeq lists its product as uncharacterized. The coding region runs from base 1 to 1176 and encodes 391 amino acids. The record is from RefSeq and is a predicted model, not a curated record. The transcript has a single exon. NCBI's taxonomy places the organism in Eukaryota, Fungi, Ascomycota, Eurotiomycetes, Chaetothyriales, Herpotrichiellaceae.